CUUUUCUGUAUUUUCCUGCCAGUUGUAACUGGAAACUGAUCGUGGAUAACGCAUCAGACGGUGGGUAUCAUCUGGAGUACGUUCACCGCGAUCUGUCCUCCAAUCUUGACCUCAGUACCUUCCGCACAGAGGUGGGAGACCUUUUUAACAUGCAGGAGUGCAUUGGCAAAGCAGACGGCGAUGAUAGUGUAAAGCGUCAGCGCAUUGGGACGAAGGCGGUGUACUCCUGUAUCUAUCCGAACCUGCUGGUUAACAGGUAUGGUCCCUGGUUGGACAUCAACAUCGUGCUUCCCCUGGGGCCUGACCGCUCUCUGAUGAUUUAUGACUUCUACCUGAAAGAGACAUUCGAGAACGAGAUGAGCAAAACAGAGUUGGCAAACUUCAUCGACCAGAGCCUUCAGGGCAGUGACCAGGUGUAGCAGGAGGACACGAGGGUGUGUGAGGGGGUUCAGAGGGGCAUGGAGUCCACUGCGUUCAACGUGGGGCGGUACGCGCCGGACCGGAAAUGCCCGUGCACGCCUUCCAUCUCCAACUGGCGCGGGAUCUGAGGGCAGGGCUGGAGUCAAUGGAUAGUUCCGACUAAAGGAAUCAUCUUAUAACGUAGGCAAAGCCAGUUGUGAGCUUUCUCCAUCAAUGUCAUUAUGGGGAAUUGUGCAGGGAUAUUUCUUAAUAAAGGAAUUUUCUUAACAUAGGCAAAGCCCGUUUUUAGCUGUCUCUAUCAAUUUCAUUACGGGGAAUUGUGCAAUUGAAUAAGGGGUGCAAUUGAAUAAUGUUAGAAUAUAAUAAUGGUGAA
Branchiostoma floridae (Florida lancelet) is the source of this 793-nucleotide messenger RNA. Its product is annotated as choline monooxygenase, chloroplastic-like. The record is from RefSeq and is a predicted model, not a curated record. NCBI's taxonomy places the organism in Eukaryota, Metazoa, Chordata, Leptocardii, Amphioxiformes, Branchiostomatidae. The coding region runs from base 150 to 419 and encodes 89 amino acids. Gene Ontology annotation, molecular function: 2 iron, 2 sulfur cluster binding. The transcript is spliced from 4 exons.